Myzus persicae (green peach aphid) is the source of this 1855-nucleotide messenger RNA. RefSeq names its product zinc finger MYM-type protein 1-like. The transcript has 2 exons. The record is from RefSeq and is a predicted model, not a curated record. Lineage: Eukaryota; Metazoa; Arthropoda; Insecta; Hemiptera; Aphididae. Gene Ontology annotation, molecular function: protein dimerization activity. The coding region runs from base 830 to 1531 and encodes 233 amino acids.
CCGCAACAAUAGGGGAGGCAAGGUAUGCAAUGCAUUCCCUGGCCAGGUUUUAUGUUAUGGUGAGGGGCCCAUCAUCAAAGCGAAAAAUUAAGCAAGUUAUUAUUUAAAAAAAAAAAAAAUGGAAAAUGUACAUUCUAUAUUUCUAUAAUAGAUUAAUGUCACAAUCAACCGCCAAAUGUUGAAUAAAUAUCCGAUAAUUUUGGGACCACUGAUAACUGAUAAUCUUUGUUUACAUGUACGAUGGUAAUUCACAUUUGAAAAUUAAAAAUAGGUUUAUUUAUAACUCUCAACAUAGACACACACAAACAAACGCUCGGGCCAUGGACACACAACACAUUUAUUAUGAUAUAAUAUCAGUAAUCAGUAGGUAUACUUAAUGCCUACUAAAAUUGUAAUUCGUUAAUCGUUUAUCUUUAUGAUUAUUAUUAUUACAUAAAUUCUCGAAUACUUCAUGAGCAUUGAGCACCUCAGCACGAUGGAAUAAAGAAAUCUAGUAAUACUUUAAUGAUAAUAUUGCGGUGAUACUCGUUGAAUUUGAUCAUUUUUGUGUGUUAUACUUAAUUUUUAACUUUUGUAACUGAGUCAAGUUUAUUGUUAAUCGUUAUCGUUUUAUUGAAACUUCUGUGAAGAAUGAUGAAACCAAAAGUCCUUAGUGGUGCGGCUAAAAGGAAGAAAAAUAAAGAGCAAAAAGAAAUUAUUUUAAAAAGUAAUAAAAAAAUUAAAAAUUAUUUUAAACCGGAUCAACUUGAACAAAGUAUUACAAUCACCACAAACCAAUCUUCACAAGGCAUGUGAUUUAUUGCAAGGAACAAUUUUGUCAAUUGAAAAAAUGAGAGAUGGUUAUGAUGAACUUGUUGUAUCAGCUACUGGAUUAUGCCAUAAAUGGGGUAUAUCUAUAACAAAACCUACAACCCGUAAAAUAUAUUCAAAACAAUACUGUGGAGAAAUUCAAGGAGAUAAACGAUUAGAUGUGCCUGAAGAAAAAUUUCGUAUAGCAAUUUUUUAUCCUCUCAUUGAUACAGCUUUAUUUCAGUUACGUGAUCGAUUUAAAGGACUUCAUUCCGUUUCAAGAAAUUUUGAAUUUUUACUUCCACAAAAUAUAGUUACUAUGAAAGAGUCAGAAAUAGUUAAAUCUUGUUAUGAUUUCAUAUCAUUUUACAAUAACGAUGUGACAUCAGAUUUAAUAAGACAACUAAUUUCAUUAAAAGAAUUUAUUAAAAAUACAAAAAUUCAAACUAUUCAAGAAUUGACAUCUUUUAUAAUUGAAUAUGAUCUUUCAUCUCUUUACAGUGAAAUUCUCACAGCUUGUAUUAUAUAUUUAAGUCUCCCAGUUACUGUAGCUACGGCCGAAAGGUCAUUUUCCAAAUUAAAACUCCUAAAAAAUUAUCUUCGGAAUUCUAUUUCGCAAGAUAGAUUAACUGGCAUAAGUAUACUUAACAUAGAAAAAUCAAGGACAAAAGAACUAGAUAUUGAAAAAUUGAUAAAUGACUUUGCUAAUUUGAAGUCAAGAAAAAAAAACUUUUUAAAGUAAAAUCUUUGUAUAAUACCUAUAAAUUAUAAUAGUACCUAUUGAUUGUUUAUUUUUUGUUAUUUAAAUUUGAAUAUAAUAUUGUUUAAUAAAUGAAUUACUUUUUAUUAAUUAUUUGACUAUUUGACUACUGAUAACUGAUGUAUUGUUGGAGAUGUGUUUAAAAAUAUGAUGAACUUAAUAUAGCCACAUUACUAUACUGCUUGUCAAGCAGUAUAGAGCUUGAAAAGUUUUAAAAAUUUAGGGCCAUACAUUUUGUCUAGUAUUAGGGAUCUGCCAAAGGUUAUCUGUGCACUGACUUUUUUUCAUUAUAAUGUAUAAUGCAAG